This is a messenger RNA of Fomitopsis serialis, 834 nucleotides long. RefSeq lists its product as uncharacterized. The record is from RefSeq and is a predicted model, not a curated record. The transcript has 5 exons. The coding region runs from base 36 to 767 and encodes 243 amino acids. Gene Ontology annotation, biological process: regulation of DNA-templated transcription. Lineage: Eukaryota; Fungi; Basidiomycota; Agaricomycetes; Polyporales; Fomitopsidaceae.
GCCUCGAAGCCACUCUCGACCGCCAUGGCCUUGCCAUGGCCUCCAACGACCGCGUCCGUCAGCGCGGAAUUACCAUACACCGACCCAUCAUCUAUGGAAACUCUGCAGUAGUCCUCACCCAGAAGGAGCGGGAAACCCUUCCGACCCCGGACCAUACUCAUCGGUGGACCGUCGCGGAUGACCUGACCUAUUUCAUUAAACGGGUGACUUUCAAGCUACAUGACACCUACACGAAUCCUACGCGAGCGCUUGACAAGCCACCGUUCGAGAUCACAGAAACAGGAGUUCGAGAUCCAAAUCCGUAUAAACUUCGUCCCGAGUCCGGCGAGAAGGCCGUCGUCGCCUACCAUCACCUCAAGUUGCACCCCUGGACCGCCGUCGGCUCCGGCGAGCCAGAAAUACCACCUCUUGACCAAGCCAUGAAGAUGGGGCCGGUGCACUCUUGGCAGUACGAUGAGAUUGUUUUCCACGACCCGUUCCAAUCCUUCCUCAACAUCCUCACUGCACACCCGCCCACUCCGCUUCCAAGGCACAAGACGCGACCGGUGCCCUUCCAUACGGCUCACCCGGCGUCACUGGAGGCAUCGAAGGGCGGUGUGCCGGAGUUCACGCUGCAGAUGGAGCGUGAUGAGGCGGAGCGUCUCGAGACUGCGCGGAAGGCUGUCGUGGCUGAGAGUGACAAGUGGAGAGAGCGACUCAUUGAGAAGGAAAAAGAGCUUGAAAAGCUCAAGCGUCUACUCGAGGCUAGGGGCGAUUCAGUCGAUUGAUACGUGAUGCAUAACGGUGUAUAUUAUGUACUGAUAGUGUAGCAAUACAGACCAUGGUACAGCGACG